Molecule: messenger RNA, 207 nt
Organism: Adineta steineri
Lineage: Eukaryota; Metazoa; Rotifera; Eurotatoria; Adinetida; Adinetidae
Source: the annotation of a GenBank genome assembly
AUGGAUGCAAUCAAAGCUGGAAUUGAAAAAGUCAAAGAAGCUGUUGACAGUAAAAAAGCUGAUGAUAAACUUGAAAAAGCACUUGAUCCAAAUGUAAAACCAAGUGAAAGAUUAGAUGCAGAAUUCGAAGCGAAUAAAGCAGCUGCUAAAGCUGCUGAACAUCAUGUCAAAGCCGAACAAUAUAAAGCUAAACAUGUCAACAACUAA